Molecule: messenger RNA, 995 nt
Organism: Anopheles gambiae (African malaria mosquito)
Lineage: Eukaryota; Metazoa; Arthropoda; Insecta; Diptera; Culicidae
Exons: 2
Coding region: 221-718 (165 amino acids)
Source: RefSeq, a predicted model, not a curated record
AUAGCGUAUUUAUUCCAGCACGGACUGGUGAAACAUUUUAGUUCUUUGGCAGACGUUAGGAGCGAUCGUACACGGUAGGAAGGCGUGCCUGCAGGGAUUCAAAAGAACAAAAUCGUACAUCAAAUAGUGUGAUAGUUUAUCAGUUUUGUGCAUUUUGAGAACCUUGAUCACUACUAUUGUCAUACUUUCUUCUUCAAUCUUCGAGAACAAAUACACUAAAAUGUUGAACGGACGGACGAACGGCAACCUCCGUUGUGCGGUGCGAUCCCUUCCACCUCUCUCUCUGUUCCUGCGGUCGUGUGCCUGCUUACUGCUGCUUGGUCUGCUAACGUACAACUCGGUAGAGGGUCAGCGGUCACCGUGUCCUGACGUGUUUUCGUACUGGAUGGAUAAUAAUACCAAACAGCCCUUUGGCUAUGUGAAAUUACAAGGUCUACGCGCCAAUCAGGCGAUCACACUCCAGAUAGAUAUGAGGAUCGCUGCCAUCGUGCGAAAGAGCAACGUCGGAUCGAUCUCGUUGUACAAAUCCACCAGCCAAACUGUUCGCGACAUCAAGAAAAACAAACCGGCUUGGUAUCGCGUGAACUUCCCGUACAAAAAUAUCCUCCCGAGCGUAGUGGCCAUUCGCGUCAAUGGACGAACGAUCUGCGCUGGCCGUAGAGCCAGCAACACCGAAAGCUCCAUUAGCCUGCAGCACACGAUCUAUCCGUCGGUCUAGUUGUCCCCUAGCAGUAGAAGUAAUCCCCUGUGUUUGGGACAAUCCAACAGCAACCAUAAACGACAGUGGCCAGGCAUGUGAUCAAGAUGCCACAUAAUCCGAUUCCAAUAAAUGUAUGUUCAACCCCGAUCGCCGAUGCCCGGUGAUCGAAUUGUUAGUACAACUAUGCAUCGUAACAAAAAAUAAAGUCAAACGAUUUGCUUGCUCUAACAAGCGAAAGAAUGAAAACUGUUCUCAGUUCUAAUAAAUGUUUCAUCCGACCGAAUUCAUCGAUUUA